Molecule: messenger RNA, 1113 nt
Organism: Chanos chanos (milkfish)
Lineage: Eukaryota; Metazoa; Chordata; Actinopteri; Gonorynchiformes; Chanidae
Product: CCN family member 1-like
Exons: 5
Coding region: 1-1113 (370 amino acids)
Biological process (GO): signal transduction; positive regulation of cell migration; positive regulation of cell differentiation
Cellular component (GO): extracellular region
Molecular function (GO): integrin binding; heparin binding
Source: RefSeq, a predicted model, not a curated record
AUGGAGAAAUUGAUUUAUUUGGCCAUCUUAACAGUUUCGUCAAUGUGUGUGGUUGGUGCCAGCUGCCCAGCUGUGUGUGAGUGCCCCGCGGAGCCACGUGCGUGCCCGCCUGGCGUGAGUUUGGUGCCCGACGGCUGUGGGUGCUGUAAGGUGUGUGCGGCCCAGCUUAACGAGGACUGCGGUGUGGCCCUGCCCUGUGACCACCACAAAGGCCUGGAGUGUAACCAUGGCAAUGACGUGACACUAACCACAGGUGUCUGCCGAGCCAAACUGGAGGGUCGCAGCUGCGAGUAUAAUGGCAGAAUCUUCCAGAACGGCGAGAGCUUUCACGUGGGCUGUAAGCAUCAGUGCACUUGUAUUGAUGGCGCAGUGGGUUGCGCCCCUCUCUGUACCACCCAGCUACCCCUGGCAUCCCCGUCGUGCCCCUAUCCAAGGCUGGUCCGCAUACCCGGGCAGUGCUGCUUCAGCGUAGACUGCCACAAGGGGGCGAUAGGGCCGCCCGAAGUCAGGCCAAAGCGUCCGCACGCUCACUCGCGUCAACACAAGCCCGACAGCAGCAGACUGACAAAUGAGGUGGAAGGGAGGGGCAAGGGCUGGGAGAGUGAACAUGACAACAAACAUCUGUCUGAGUGGAGCCACUUGAAGGAGAAAUGUGUGAUCCAGACCACAGACUGGUCACAGUGCUCGCGUAGCUGUGGAAUGGGCGUGUCGUCUCGUAUCACCAACGACAAUGCGCAGUGCAAGCUGGUGAAGGAGACACGACUGUGUAACAUCAGACCCUGCACCUCACUGGCCCCUUCCCCCAAGAAAGGAAAGAAAUGCACGCGUACACAGAAGGCCCCGGAACCUGUGCGCCUGAGUUUUGCUGGUUGCCAUAGUGUUCGGCCAUACCGUCCUAACUACUGCGGGGUGUGUGUGGACGGGCGCUGUUGUUCUCCGCGCACCAGCCGUACCGUCACCGUGUCUUUUCGGUGCCCUGGCGGCGGGCACAUAGAGCGGGACGUCAUGUUCGUGCAGUCCUGCAAGUGCAGCCGUGACUGCGGGCACCUCAACGACAUCGCCAUGCCACCCCAGAGAUGGCUGUACGGGGACACGCACAAGUUUAUUGAUUAA